Molecule: messenger RNA, 2337 nt
Organism: Cyprinodon tularosa
Lineage: Eukaryota; Metazoa; Chordata; Actinopteri; Cyprinodontiformes; Cyprinodontidae
Gene: abcd3a
Product: ATP-binding cassette, sub-family D (ALD), member 3a
Exons: 23
Coding region: 86-2065 (659 amino acids)
Biological process (GO): very long-chain fatty acid catabolic process; peroxisome organization; fatty acid beta-oxidation
Cellular component (GO): peroxisome; peroxisomal membrane
Molecular function (GO): ABC-type transporter activity; ATP hydrolysis activity; long-chain fatty acid transmembrane transporter activity
Source: RefSeq, a predicted model, not a curated record
UGCGCAUGCGCCCUUCCUACAGGGCAGGAGGUCGGUCGGCAGUGACAGCAGCGGAACGAGCCGAACCGGUCCCUGAGUUCCCAACAUGGCGGCUUUCAGCAAACAUCUGACAGCGAAGAACUCGAUCCUGGCGGGAGGCGGUUUGCUGCUGCUCUACCUGAUCAGAACCGGAGGAAAGAACCGACCCAAGCACAGUCUCAAAGGAAGCUCCCAGCUGGUAGUGAGCUCAGAGAAAGAUGGAAAGAAGGACAAAGCGGCUGUGGAUAAAGUCUUCUUUUUCCGGAUCCUUCGAAUUCUGCGCAUCAUGGUUCCCCGGUUCUUCUGCAUGGAGACCGCCUACCUCCUCCUCAUUGCCAGCAUGUUGGUGGCCAGGACCUACUGCGAUGUGUGGAUGAUCCAAAACGGUACCAUGAUUGAAAGCGCCAUCAUUGGCCGCUCCACUAAAGAUUUCAAGAUCUUCUUGUUCAGCUUCAUCAAAUUCAUGCCAGUGAUAGCUUUGGUCAACAACUUCCUGAAGCUGGGCCUGAAUGAGCUGAAGCUGCGGUUCCGUGAGAGGCUCACCAAGAAGCUGUACGACCAGUACCUGCAGGGUUUCACAUACUACAAGAUGGGAAACUUGGACAACCGGAUCGCCAACCCAGACCAGUUGUUGACGCAGGAUGUGGAGAAAUUCUGCAACAGCGUGGUGGAUCUUUACUCCAACCUGAGCAAGCCUCUGCUAGAUAUCAUUCUCUACAUCUUCAAGCUGACCAGCGCCAUUGGAGCCCAGGGCCCAGCCAUCAUGAUGUCCUACCUGCUAAUCUCGGGUCUGUUCCUGACCCGCCUCCGGAGGCCCAUUGGAAAGAUGACUGUGACGGAGCAGCGCUAUGAGGGAGAAUACCGCUAUGUGAACUCCCGUCUCAUCACCAACAGCGAGGAGAUUGCCUUCUACAACGGAAACCUGAGGGAAAAGCAGACCAUUCAUGCCACAUUCAAAAAACUGGUGGAUCAUCUGCAUAACUUCAUCUUUUUCCGCUUCUCCAUGGGCUUCGUGGACGGCAUCGUCGCCAAGUACAUAGCAACAGUGGUGGGCUACCUGGUGGUCAGCCGGCCCUUCCUUAACCUGUCCGACCCCCGACAUCUGCACAGCACGCACUCUGACCUGCUGGAGGACUACUACCAGAGCGGCAGGAUGCUGCUGAGGAUGUCUCAGGCCCUGGGGAGGAUCGUCCUGGCUGGGCGGGAGAUGACCCGCCUGUCAGGGUUCACCGCUCGCAUCACGGAGCUGAUGACCGUCCUAAAGGAGCUGAAUGCUGGCAAAUAUGAACGCACCAUGGUGUCCCAGCAUGAGAGGGAAGCAGAGAGUCCAGAGAAAAGCCUGCUGGUUCCUGGAAGUGGACAGGUUAUCAACAGAGACAACAUCAUCAAGUUUGACCACACUCCACUGGCCACGCCCAAUGGUGACCUGCUGAUCAGAGACCUCUCCUUGGAGGUGAGGUCCGGAACCAAUGUUCUGGUUUGUGGACCCAACGGCUGCGGAAAGAGCUCCUUGUUCCGAGUGCUUGGAGAGCUGUGGCCGCUGUUUGGUGGGAGCCUGACCAAACCAGAGAGAGGAAAGCUCUUCUACGUUCCUCAGAGGCCGUACAUGACUCUGGGCUCUCUGAGGGAUCAGGUCAUCUAUCCAGACACUGUUGAAGAGCAGAGGAGGAAAGGCAUCUCUGACCAGGUAUUGAAGGAGUAUCUGGACAAUGUCCAGCUGGGCCACAUUCUGGACAGGGAGGGCAGCUGGGACGUGGUCCAGGACUGGAUGGACGUCCUCAGUGGAGGGGAGAAGCAGAGGAUGGCUAUGGCCAGGCUGUUCUACCAUAAGCCCCAGUUUGCCAUUCUGGACGAGUGCACCAGCGCAGUGAGUGUGGACGUGGAGGACUACAUCUACAGCCACUGCAGAAAGGUUGGCAUCACGUUAUUCACGGUGUCCCACAGAAAGUCCCUGUGGAAGCACCAUGAGUUCUAUCUCCACAUGGACGGCAGAGGAAACUACGAGUUCAAGCGCAUCACAGAGGAAACCGUAGAGUUUGGCUCCUAGAAUCGUUCUCUUAGAAGCAGUCUAUUAACUAAGUUCUGAGGCAAAUCGCAGCUGAUACUAGAAAAUAAUUUGUAAUUAUUUGUAAAAUGUUUUUUGCUAUUUAACAUGUUAAUUUAGUUUGGGUUAAUCUAUGUGAUCUAGUUCUGUUUUCCCCUUGCGUGCCAGUUUGACCCAAGAGAUGACCAAAUAUGUGUCCUGCAGGUCCAGCAGGAUGGAGUGGACCUCCAGGUACGGUCUGUCCUGCCGGUCGGUUUGUCCUGCAGGUCCAGCAG